Paraglomus brasilianum is the source of this 966-nucleotide messenger RNA. The record is from the annotation of a GenBank genome assembly. NCBI's taxonomy places the organism in Eukaryota, Fungi, Glomeromycota, Glomeromycetes, Paraglomerales, Paraglomeraceae.
AUGAUAUCGACAAGAAGGAUUCGCAGAAAACAACAACCAAAACGGACAAACGCUACCUGGCCUCAGUCAAGGGUGUAUUAUGAGUAUGAUACUUUAGAGUAUGAUACUAGUAGAGCAUAUGUAAGCGUACUCACUGUGAGUGAAAUUCAAACCGUUCUUGCAAACUCAACGCAGAGCUCAAUUACCUUCGACAUAGUCCUCUUCGAACGAAAGCGAGUAGACAACGAGGAUAUCGUCCCUACGUCUUCCUCGACAAAUAAGAAGACACGUAUCUCCAUACCAGAAGAGAAGAUAGUCCGUCGAGAGAAACCAACCGAAGUGCCCUACGAAGACUUGGAUGAAUGGGCACAAUUCUUUGAGCAUGAUUACUUGCUCGAUCCGAUUCCAGUCCCGCUCAUGCGUUUUGGCAAGAGAAAAACAACAUCCAACAUCUCGUCAGUAAAGACAUUCACAGCUUCUUCGUCGAGGAAAGCGAAAAGGCGAGAUCUCUCAACAAUGACGAAAAAGAAGGCUGGGAAAAUCGUCUGGCGGGGUCGACCCGUAAAAUCAUCGAGACCAAUAUUAACGGUCAAACCUCGACGAGGCCGUGUUGCUUCACCGGAUGCAUUCGAUAAUUCGGAAGACGGAGAGGUCUUUGAAUUCACAGACGCUUUUGAAGUUGCAGACGCUUUUGAAGUCACAGAAGCUUUUGAAGUCGCAGACGCUUUUGAAGAAGAAGUAGAAACCCCCGAGGCUGUCAAUACAACCAAAGUGGCCGAAACAACAGAACCCUUAACACCGAUCAUAACACAGCAGGUCGAAAGCCAGAACAGGGAAAUUGCUGCGUUGCGAGAACAUUUAGCGUACGUGGAAAAAGACCAUGCCCUCACAAAACGUGCCGUGGAUAUCGAUCGAAGUGAGAUUGAAUUAAUUCGGAAGCGGGUAGAUGAUAUCGAGACGGGGAGAAAGAGACACAAGACCGAUUGA